Messenger RNA from Linepithema humile (Argentine ant), 6183 nucleotides. RefSeq names its product WD repeat-containing protein 47. The record is from RefSeq and is a predicted model, not a curated record. Gene Ontology annotation, molecular function: protein binding. Lineage: Eukaryota; Metazoa; Arthropoda; Insecta; Hymenoptera; Formicidae.
AAACCUCAGCCGCCGAUGACGUUCUCUUUCUCGCGUGGAAUACAUUUAUACGAUACAAACACUAUACGCGCGAUACAAAUCUUUCUCACAUCCGAUGAUCGACAUUUAAUGUUCUGAGAUAUCAAUCAGGAUUAAAAGUGAAACGCGUGUGUCAGAUGUAUCUAAGAAAGCUUUGUUAAGAAAGCUCAUUGGAAUUCAUCUGAUUGAUAGAGCGGAUUGAAUAAGUUACGAGUAGAUUCGCGAACAAGGUCGUUAACUCACGAAACGCGGUGUGUCGUGCGACUCUGAAUUUAGAAAACAAUUCAUCGCGUGUGUAGUAGUCGAUUUACGUGACUAACGUGCUGUACGGAGCUGUCGUAUUAUGCGGCAUCGCCGAGUGCAUCGCUGAUUCUUGUUCGCCGGUUGUUCGUGACGCGUGCCAGCCGGUGCAACGCGCAUCUCACGCCGCCUUCGUCUUCCGGCGAAUUGUGUCCGAGCGUUGUUAAAUCAUAACUGACCUAAGAUCACAGACUCGAUGAAUAUUGAGAGAUUUCGAGGCAGUCGGCCACCGGAUAAUUUGCAGUCAUUUGCAUUUUAUUAAUAAAUUAUCGCGCACCGCGUGUUUCAAUCGGUAAUUUUUUGGCGAAUAUAUGAUUGAGCCUUCUGACAUUUUUCCUGAGGUAAAAUAACGAAUUCAAAUUUUAUAGCGAGAUUGUGAGGUUGAUAAACUUUGUAAACGUGUGAAUCGAACCGUUAGUGUGGUGAUUAUACUUAAUAAGCACUAUCGAAUUUUUUUAAUCACGACGAGAUAUGGGAUACGAGUUUUACCAUGGUCGUCGCGACAUCAUCGGCGAUCUCUUUGAUUGAGGAUUUCUCGAAGGAUACACUAGGAAGGUUGCGUAUUCGGUACGUGAUGCCGGCGGCGCACCUGACGCUGCGCGAGGAGGACGUGGUGCGACUGACCUUGGAGUUCCUCCACAGCCGUGACCUUCACAUCUCGCAGCUCUCGCUCGAACGCGAGACCGGCGUGAUAAACGGCCAGUACAGCGACGACGUGCUCUUCCUGCGCCAAUUGAUCCUCGACGGGCAAUGGGACGACGUGCUCGAGUUCAUCCAGCCCCUGGAGGCGCUCUCGGACUUCGAUAUGAGGAAGUUCACGUACUCGAUCCUGCGCCACAAGUACGUCGAAUUGCUGUGCAUCAAGUCCGAGGCGAACGUCAUCGCCGCCGGCACGAACGGCAGCGUCGACAACGCCGUGGAGGAGGUCGUCAAGGUAUUGAGCGAUCUUGAAAAGGUCGCGCCCUCCAAGGAGGAGUACAGCAGCCUGUGUCUGUUGCUCACCCUGCCGCGGCUGACGGACCACCUGCAGUACAAGGACUGGAAUCCCAGCAACGCCAGGGUGCAAUGCUUUCGCGAGGUGCAUCCCUUAGUCGAGAAAUUCCUGCCGGGCGACAGGAAGGGCUCCGAUUCCGCGCAUCCUGUCACCUCGGCGAAGAACGACCGGCUCAUUCAACUCAUCAUCAAGGGCAUCUUGUACGAGUCCUGCGUAAAUUACUGCCAAGCGAAAGCCACCGGAUCGAAAGAGAGCGAACAGGUGGAGAUGAGUUUUUCGAGGCUACUGGACGGAUCCGUGGGUUUUAGCGAUUCGGAUUUAAGUUUGCUCUCGUGGCUUCAAAGUAUACCUCCCGAAACAUUUGCUGUACCCUUCGCACAAAGAACCCUGAAUGUCGACGUGGAACGUCUGGAGAGGCCCUCCUUAGAGACCUCGUGGACCGAGCAUAUGCUGAUAACCCCAAUCAAGCCGAAGACUUUUCCGCACAGCGCCAUGCCGUUUACCAGGCCGAGAUCCGCCGCGGACAUGAUGUCCCGUAGUUUAGUACCGGCUCUGGAAGCUGGCCUCGGACCCAGAAGUCCCGGAUCCAAGAACACAUCCAUACCAUCGGCGGCGCUCAUGGCGCUGUCCAUCGGCGACGUCAAUCCGAUGUCGCGGUCGUCCUUCGCCAGUUUUCAUUUGACCGGUUUCAAGAACAACAAGCUGAUGAACACCAGCGUCGACAGGCUCUUCGAGAACGAGGGCGACGUCUUCCUUAGCUCAAAUUACGCCGAGUUCCAGCAGCUACCUUCGAUACAAGAGACCAUGACGAAUGCUCAACCUAAGGCUCCGCCGAGGACGAGAGGACACUCAAAGAGUCCCGAAGGUGUGGAAGGAGAUCCUUCAGUGACCUCCACUCCAGAACGUAGAGUGGCUGGGAGGGAAUCACCGGCGCCCUCGACCGCCAGGAGUUCUAGGAGAGACUCUUUGUCGGAAAAACCUACGGGAGUCGCUGCCAAAAUUACGGAACCGACCGCGAUUCCGGUUAGAGCAGCCGUAGCUCCUGGCGAGCACCUCGAGCAGAGCUACAACGGUGGUCUGUUUAAGGAGUAUCAAAAGCAGAAACAGAGGCUGCAAGAGACCAUUCAACAAAAGGAAAGAGAGAGAGACGAAUUAGUCAGGCAGCUAACGGCACCAUUACCCGUGCAAGUAGCCGAUAAUAGACUUCAGGGGGAAGGGAUAAAACAGCCUUUGGGGAGCAAAGGACCUUCGCCCGUUCACACGAGUGCACCUGUCCGGUCUGGAAUCCAGUCGCCGAAGCCCACGAUCAAUGGAUCGGAUCCAGUCGCGAGGCAAAACUCGAUGCCAGGUGGCGUUUACGAUUCGAGGAUGCCGGAAGUACACUACGACGUCAUCAAGCCGAAGCAGGAGCCGAGGCCGGAACUCGAUACCAGCAACGGAAGCAGCAACGGCGGCGGCAGACCGCGAUUCGUUCCCGUCACCGCCCUGGAGGACGUACAGGCGGUACGCUGCGCCGAAUUUCAUCCGCAUGGGAAGCUGUACGCCGUGGGAUCGAACUCGAAGACGCUCCGAAUAUGCGCCUACCCGAAACUGCACGAUGUCAGGGAGGAUCAUCAGACGUAUCAACCCACCGUUCUCUUCAAGAGAACGAAGCAUCACAAAGGCUCUAUAUAUUGCCUCGCGUGGACACCGGAUGGCCGGCUGAUGGCAACCGGAAGCAACGAUAAGACCGUGAAAUUAAUGCGCUUUAACGCUGAUACUUCGAAUCUUGAAGGACAAGAAGUCGAACUGACCAUGCAUGACGGUACCGUGCGCGAUCUGUGCUUCCUCGAAGACACGUCGAACAAAUCGAGUCUUCUGAUCAGCGGUGGUGCCGGCGAUUGUAAGAUUUACGUUACCGAUUGCGCGACCGGUACACCUUUCCAAGCCUUGAGCGGCCACAGCGGCCACGUGCUGACGCUUUACAACUGGGGCGGUGCGAUGUUCGUCAGCGGAUCGCAGGAUAAAACAGUCAGAUUCUGGGAUCUGAGAACGAGGGGCUGCGUCAACAUGGUCACACCGGCGACGGUACCUGGAAGCAGGGUCGGCAGUCCCGUGGCCGCGCUAUGCGUGGAUCCAUCUGGUCGGCUCUUGGUGUCCGGCCACGAAGACAGCAGUUGCGUUCUUUUUGACAUCCGUGGCGGCAGAACGGUUCAAUGCUUCAAACCACACGCGGCGGAUAUCAGGAGCAUACGAUUCUCACCAUCGGCGUAUUACUUAUUGACGGCGGGAUACGACAACAAACUGGUGCUCACUGAUUUACAAGGUGAUCUGACGAUGCCUCUACCUAGCGUCGUGGUCGCUCAACAUCAAGACAAAGUCAUCUCCGGACGUUGGCAUCCGACAGAGUUCUCGUUCCUCAGCACUUCCGCUGAUAAAACGGCAACUCUAUGGGCCUUACCGCCCGUUUAAAUCUCCGAAAUGACAACGCGUCGUUAUUUAUUUCUCUCUGUUCUUUUAAGAACAUCCUUAACACAAUGAUUCGUCUUCAACAGCGUUUUAAUUUACAAAUAACUUGAUAGAUAUUGUAACCGCGCAGGGAAAAGCGAAACAGUUUCGAUCGACAUUAAUAUUCUAACGUAUCUGUGUAUUUGCUGCACAUAGUUUAAUUAUGACCAAUUAAAAUCUUCUUUAUCCGUACGAUUACGUCGUACAUAUGUAACGCGUAAUGUGAUUAACUCGCGAUAUAAUGCAUUGCAUGAAAUUAAGCAUUUAAAAUGUAACACGCUUUGAAGACUCGGGUUAGAAGGGAGUAAAAAACAAAUUCAUCAGAGGACAUGAAACGAGAGUAUCGGUAAGAUUGUUUUUAACUACGAUUUGAUACCGGGAAUCACAAGACUGCGGAUGAAUAAUCCCUCGCUUCGACGCUUUACAGCUAUGCGAAGCUGAAUCGUACAUGAGUUUUAAAUAUUUUCUUUUUGCACAACAUGGGGAAGAGGGGGGGUCGACUUUUGGAUUUUAAUGGACUUUCUUUCAUGAAUAACGCACGCGUACUUACCGAAAUCGCGAUGCGAUACAUCCCCUCUGUCCCUCUUUUUUUUAAAUAUAAUUUUGUUAUAAUCAGAAAUGCCUGUAUUGUAAAUAUGUUAUAAGAUAGUGAGUUAAGAAAAUUUCAGGAAUACAAUACUCGCGCUCCUGUACAAAAGGAGUACGUAGUAAUUUGUAGAUUCUAAAUGCUCUCUUAUCUUCACUCAGUAUCGCAUCAUUGUAUCGUUUCGUAACAUUUAAAUAGGAACAUUUGAUAGAUUGUUGCAGGACAUCUUAUUUUAUUUUUUAUUUGUAUCAAGAGACGCAAAAGAAAACCGCGUUGUUGCAAUUGUUGUGUGCUUGCACGCACGCGCGCGCGCGCGUCUAAUUCACAUAGGAUGCUCCUACUUCCAUCUCCAUGUUAUCGACUCACAAGCCAAAUACACACGCGUUCUAGUUAUACAUAGGUAUAUAUAUCUGUAUUCGGAGAAAUAUACGUAUGCUCAUACUAAUCGCUAUUUUUUACGGACUAAGAUAAUUAAUAUAAAUCAAGAGAGUUUAUGCGGAUGUCGAGCAAUUACGCGGUUUGUCGCGAUACGUGACUAAAUUUACGCGAAUCGAAGAAGAAGAUAGUAUUCUUUAGUAAUAUAAAAUCGUAAGGACUAACAAUUAGAUUUAAUUUGCUUGUUGCAACGCUCGUAAUAGCAGCAAAACUGAAAGAGAGAGAAUGACAUGUCAUCUCGCGCUGUCGAAAGCGAUUUCUUUUCUCAUCGAGCGAUUUGAUGGUUGAACAUGGGACGAAGCUUUUGUAAAUACACAUUUCAUCGGCAAUCGAACUUGGCAACCCUUUGAUUUGAUCAGCAAUCUGUCGGGUGACGAAGUUCGCAAUCCAUAUCAUUGUUUGUUUUAUCCCUACUUCGACGUCGACGCUCUUAAGAGCGAAUUUCACUUUGUCCUGUUAGCAUAUCCUUUUAGCGAAUGGACAAAUCGUAUUUUAAGAUCGCGAAUUUAUUCGAAGAGAAUGGAAAAGCGUACAAGAGAUAUCAAAAGCAGAAUAGUAAAGAACGGGUGAACAAUAGGGAAGUUAAAGUUAACCACUUGCUAAAUAAAUCCGUGAUCCUUCACAUUCAGUCAUUUACAAGCAUUCCAAUCGCAUGAAAUAAUACUAGAAUUAUUAAAUAUUCAAUAUUUCUUUCCUCUGCAAUUUUUGUAUAAGAUUGCAAAUGCUUCACUAUUGUUUUAAAAUACUUUUUCAUGUUAUGCAGUCCGUAAAUUUUUAAAAUGAUUUUUCCAAAAGUUUUUAGAGUUCCACGAAUAUACUUAGAUAAUCAAGUAACUAGGCAUUCGUGGAAACAAUUUUUGAAAGCGAUUUUAUGUAUUUCGUGACUCAUAUCUUGCGGUUCAAUGACUGUCUCCCUGUUUCAUGCAUUUUGUGAUGAUUGACAGAAGAGAUCAGGAUAGCGAUGGCGUGCAAACGGAAUGCGACGAGAGCGAUUAUUUGUAAUAGCGACUCAAUGCAAGCAUCUGCUUCCAUGUAGCAAUUUAUCGUGCCUUCUGUCGUGGCUGCUUUCGGCAAUUCACAUUUAUUUUUGUAUGUUUGGUGAGCUCCUAUCCUCCUCCCACCCCCGCACUCCUCAUCCCGCAACGGUAAUCUCCUCCUCUCAUCUUAACAGUGUGUCCAAACGAGUUCGUAAACGUUUGAAGUAAAAACAAAAAAAAAUCUCACUCGUACUCUAUCUCGUACUCGAGUAUUACCGCAUAACAUAUUAUAUACAUAUAGCAUAACUUAUAACUUUGUACUUUUCUUGUAGAUACGAUAUAAUAUGUCACGUCUAAUUUAAACAAUAAAAUUUACGUUAUUAAAA